ACGAACCCGGCCACCCGAGUUCGAUUCCCGCUCACGGCCACCAACACCCAGUGACAAUGAUCUGCACCGGUCCUGGGCCUCCCCUCCCCGACUCGGCCUCGAACGAGGUAGCUGAUGCGGUGUGAUAAACAUCGCCACUGGGGGAGACAAAGGCGGCCGGGCGUGGUGCUGGCUACCUUCCCCCUCGUGCGCCGUGUUGGCCUUCGUAGGCGCUCGCCAACAGCACUUGCCCCACCAGGCUGUUACAGGCCACACGGGGGAUCUUUGUCUUUGUGUUCGUCUCGCUGCUGCGUGCGCCCGCGGCGAGUGAAGUUCAAUUGCACGUGACGUCACGCGCUGGCGAUCUUUGUCUUUGCAUAAACCACGAAGAGCCGAAGGUUCCUUGCCCGCUGGCAGCCCCCGUGCAGGCUUCACAGAGCGCGUCUGUGAGCGAGGGGCGAUCUACGAAGGCCGGAAUGCAAACACCACGGUGGUUGUUGUUGGUGGUGGUGGUGUCGGUGUGUCCAGCAUCCCACCGCGCCAGCCGCCUUUGUCUCCCCGGCGUGCGAUGUUUACACAGCAGACGCCAAGCGUCUGGCAGGUCACCCCCAAACCCUCUCCUGCUCUCAUCGCUGCUGCCACCUGCAAUCAUUGACAGCUCAGAGGCAAGAGGAACCGAUUGGUGCCAAGGGAAUAGUACCGUUGAAUAGGAAGAUUAGUUCAGAGUGAGAGGGGGUCUAUCACAAGCACCCGUAGGGAGCCAAAGAGCCACGUGGUACACCCAUCAUCACACCCCCUUUAUAUACCCUCUGCCCCCCACAGAUCUUAUUAAUUCCUUCUUUCCCGCCAAAUAUAUCGCAUCCAGUCCUCUGCUAAUCCCCUUCUCGGCCACGUUUCCCCACCUCCUUUAUUUAAUUAAUUUGGAGUGCGUCUCCGUGUCCUCGCCUAACCCCAAACGUGUCCAACAACACGACCCUUGCGAUAGUUACCCGAGCUAUCAGUGAUCGCCAAUUGAGAAAUCGGGGCAUUAGUUUAACGCUGCUGUCGAAUGAUUCGUACCCAGUAAAGAGUAUUGCACAAGGAGAAUCACAGUACUCAGCGAUUCUGUGUUCAGUGAUUAGCGUUGAACAAGAACGAUCGAGUCGCGAGUGACGAGUGAUUUUCACCCAGUAAGCAGAGUCCAACGCGGAUGCUCGUCCACAGCUACUAGCGCUACAGGAGUGAAGACCGAAUAGGGACAUUGCUCAAAUAAUACUGAGUAAUUAGUAGCAAGUGGAUCGCACGGAACAGUCGAGCGAUUGGUACUCCAGCGCCGCGCCGCGUCAACCUAGCGGCGGUGGGGGACCGCGAGAGCAAUGGCCGACACGAACGCCUCCUUCUCUGCGGGGCCGCCGCUCGGCGCCAAGCUGGAGCCCCAACAACAACCCCCACCAGCGGCGGCGGCGGAAGUGGCGAGGGGGGAGGAGGAGGGAGGAAGCAGCGGCGGCCCUCCCAGGCCGGCCCCGGCGGAGCUACCGCCGCCGGAGCCGGCUCAGACCCUGGUGUUCGUGGAUGCUGAGACGACGGGGUUGCCCGAGAGCCGGCCCCGCGCCACCGAGCUCUGCUUCAUCGCCGUGGACCGCCGCGGCCUGAGCGUCGCGACGAGGACCGACGAGGGCGUGCCGCUGCCUCCUCGCGUCCACGACAAGCUCACAUUUUGCAUGGAGCCCAACAAGGUGGUUGACGCAGAAGCCGGGAGACUCACCGGGCUGACCAACGACAUCCUGGCGCAGAACCGGCGGCGCCCGUUCGACGCUCGCGCGGCACGGCUCGUCCUCGACUUCCUGGCCCGGCAGGCGCCGCCCGUGUGCCUUGUGGCACACAACGGCAUCCAGUUUGACUUCCCGCUGCUCAAGGAUGAGCUGUCGAGCGUGGGGGAGACGCUGCCGCCCGGCACGCUGUGCGCCGACACGCUGCCCGCCAUGCGCCAGAUCAUGGCUCACAACUCCCCGUGGCCGACCCCCGAGUUGGCGCAGCCGCCCCCCGGCGAGCACAGCCGCAAGCGCAAGCUCCUGGCCCGGGGUCGCGGCCGGGGUCGUGGCCGGGGCUACGCGAACGACUACGGCUACGAGGACCCCAACUCGCACAGGAAGGUGGCGUUCGGCAAAAAGAACAAAUUCCGUCUGGGAGACAUCUACGUGCAGUUCUUUGGCCAUGAGCCGCCGGUGGGCUUGCACAACGCAGAGACCGACACGAUGGCGCUGCUGUCGAUAGCGCAGCACUGCGCGCCGCAGCUCCUCGCCUGGAUGGACCAGAAUGCUCGCCCCAUCGCUGACGUGCAGCCCCUAUACCAGCCGGCGCCCCCCAAGGACGGCGCCAAGAAGGAGGAGGGUGAGGAGGACGAUGACGUCAUCGUCCUCCUGUGAGCCGUGUCUGUGGGGCCGCCCUCUGUCGCUCCACCUUCGUCGUUUUGGCGGAGUUUUUUUUAUGUACAUCUGCCCUCAUCCACCAGUGGAUCGGAGGGGAAAAAAAGGUCUCUGCGCAUGUAACUAAGCUUCUCACGGUUACGUGCAACCCACCUUUGCCAAGCUGUGCUUGACCGGAGUGGUGAGGUACGGUAAAAAGAACAGCCCACGACCGUUCAUGGCGUGGGGGAGGCCCUCAUCCAGCAGUGGAUUGACAAAAACGGCGGCACGUGGUUUUUGUGCAGUUCAGAGGCCACGUGGGUCGUUAGUCAUCGUCACCAUCAUCAUCUAUGAUCAGUCCACUGCUGGUUGAAGGCCUCCCCAAGCCGUCUCCAUCUGUCACACGAGUGCGAUGGCUGUUCAUCGAUUGCUCGAUAAUUGUUUGCAGAAUCGAGUGACUCAAAUCAUCGGAAAGCCCCGAUUAUAAUCACAGCCACAGGGUGGGUGGCUCAGUGGCAGUCCGAGCGGCUCGCAGCCCGAAGAUAAAAGUGAGCACCACUCUGGGGAAGUUAACAACGGUUGUCCUGUGGAGGGACUGACCCCCUCCAUAGGAAUGUGGAAUUUCCACCGCUCGCUUCGCAGAGCUGUAAACACGAUGAAAUGAGCACCAAUGCCUCGUUGCUCACUGAAGCAGAAGAUCACUCUGAAACCAUCACCACGGUCCUCCUUCUCAGCCAAAACGUCCCACUUACUGCUGGUUCGUCAACAACAUUGCCUUAAAAUAUAUAUAUAUAUAUAUAACAGGUGACGUUUCAGGCUAUGGCCCUUUUCAUGGCACAUUACUGUUGGGGUCAGCUGCUCGGAUUAGCUUUCUCCACGUGCUUGUAUUACAUGGCCCUUCUCCAGUUACAUCCACUACUACUACCCUUGCAUAGAGAUCCAUAGACUUACAUAGAGACCCAAACACUUUCAUAGAGUUAUACAGAGAUCCAUAGACUUACAUAGAGACCGAAACACUUAAGUAGACUUAUACAGAGAUCCAUAGACUUGCAUAGAGACCCAAACACUUUCAUAGAGUUAUACAGAGAUCCAUAGACUUCCAUAGAGACCCAAAUACUUACAUAGACUUAUAAAGAGAUCCACAGACUUAGAGACUCAAACACCUACAUAUAAUUACAUGGAGACACAUAGACCACCAUAGAGACCCGUAAACUUACCAUUUAUUGUAGGCAGUAGUUUCCUACAGUUUUUAAACGUUUUGAAUCUGCAUAUCACUUCAAUAGCAAGCAGAACAGCUCUUGUUAUGUAUUUUAGAACUGUACUGUCAAAUGAGUUGUUUUUUACUAGACUCGUAUUGUAGGUAAACAUUAUGUCGUUUACGAUAAUGGCAUUCGUGCGUAGCGUUUUCCUUUAAUAGUGGCGUUCACAACGCGUGUAAUCAUCUACUGGUGUAACGAUCGUGGUCUUAACUUGAAUAGAAAACGCCUAUUACCGUUUUUUUUGGAUUAUAAGAUGCACCUUUUGUUGCGUCUUGUAAUCCGGCAGGUGUGUGUGUGCGAGUGUGCGAGUGUGUGUGUGUACGAGCGUGCGUGGCAAGUGCACUCUCCACAUGCUAACCACAGUGGCACCGCUCCCCGUGAGCGGUGGCGCAGUGGUCACCGCACUGCGCUAUGGACCCAGCGUCCCGAUUUCGAUUGCCGCUCACACCCAUUAACAGUGGUGACUAUUUUAACUGGUCCUGGGCCUCCCCGAGGUCGAUUCGGCCUUAAAUAAGUACCUGGUGCUGCGUGUAAGCAUCAGCACUUGGUAGACAAAGGUGGCCGGAUAUGGUGCUAGCCACCCAAUAGGUGCUAUUCGCUACCAGCACUUGCCCCAAAAGGUCUAUUAGGGAUAUCAGGGGGAUUUGGUCUUGUGUGACCAGUGCACUCCCCAUGUGCUGCUCUACGAACCUGGUGACCCGAGUUCGAUUCCCAACUCACUACCAAUAACAGUGGUGAAUAUUUAAACCAAUCCUGGGCAUCCCCUAGGACGACUCAGCCUUAAACGAGUACCUGGUGCGGUGUGUAAACAUCAGCACUGGGGAGAUAAAGCCGGCCGGGCGUGGUGUAUUCGCCACACCACUUCCUCGUGUGCCACAGUGCCGCCCUUCAUAGGUGCUGCUGCUACUCGAGAACAGCACAUGCCCCAGCAAUCUGUUGAAGGCUACACGGGGGAUCUCUGUGUGACCAGAGUCGUACGCCUUUUUACUGGCACCGGGCAUGCAUUCGGGGGUGCGUCUUACUUUCCGGAGCGUCUUAUAAUCCGGAGAAUUCUGGUUAUACUUACGUUUCAGUUUUACCUUUGACAAGCACACUUUUACAAAAUGCCUACAACGUAGCGCUAUUUCGUUUUUUUUUAAAGCAGCUUACACUCAAAUAUGGAUUGUUUAAACGAAAAUGGUGCUGAUCAUAUGUCGCAUUAUUCCAUAAAGUAAGACAAAAAUAUUUUUUAAACAAGAGAUUGAUGAUUUUUAAAUCGGUACUAUUUUUGACAGACCGAUGUACACACACACACACACCCGUAAAUAUAUGUAAUGGAUUUUUAAUCACAAUGUAAUUGUGAUUUAGCCGUGCUUUUGCUGUCUAAUUGUACGUCAGUUGAAAAAAAACCCAUAUGAGUCAUGAUGCUUAAAAUAUUGCCCAAACGACACCCGGCUCUUACGUGGUAGCGACAGGCUGUAGCACGAACAUGGCACACACUCAGCGUGCGUGUGUGGUCGAAGUGGCGUUUGCGUUCCCUCGGAUUGGUCUCUCCUCUCGAGUUUGUUGCUUCUGAUGUGAAAGUCAACCGCUGAGAAUCUCACUCUGCGCUGUUCACAUUCAGCGGCUGCUCAGGUUCCCCUCCUCGUCUUCUCUGCCUGCGGCUGUGCCUCGACCCCAGCGGUUCUCAGCCUCGGGGGGUACACAGACCCCUAGGGGUACACGUGGCAAUUUCCCAGGGGGUUACGUGAGGUGAUUUAUAAACGUGCAAAAUUAUACCAUACGUGAGGGUCACUGGUGAAUAAUCACGUUGUAUGAAUCUGUCAAUAUAAAUAACUGCGAUAAAAUGUAACCGUAUGGUAACCUAGAACGAUAUAAAAGACCUUUGUAAACUCAUUGAUCGUAAUGUUGCUUUACGAGAGUAACCAGCGAGCACGAUCAAAUUACGUCAUGCGUGCAGAACGUCCGUUACCAGGUUGUUAGGGAUACCUCACAAAAUGGACAUUUGGUCAAAAUAUUGAUGUUUAUUAUUCAUACAUUUAUUUCUCAGAACCACAGUGGGUCAGGCAAUGGAGGUACUCGGUUGAAACAAAAUUCAACGAGGGGGGUAGCACAGUAGCCAACCAAGGUUGAAAACCACUGCUCUAUACUCUGUGCAUCGACUGUGAUGCACGUCUCAUUCUUCUUGUUCUAUACUCCUCCACUGUCCCACUUCUGUUGUAAUGUGCACUGAUGCCUACUUUAUUGAGGGGGGGGGGAGGUGCGAUAUUGGCACUUAAAAUAUAAAAAAAACAUUUUAUCAAUUCAUUUAAUUCUUGGUACGUGCCCAGUGAAUGCCUGAGAUGUUCUCUCCAAACUCACGAUGGCUUCAGUUUUAAUGGGCGAAUGGAUGAAACCAGGAGGCCGUGACCUUGACGGGAACAAACUUUGAGUGGCGCACUCGAGUAUAUCGGGCAACCGCGGAACGUCGUGAGCCAAGGUCGGCCCAGCGGUUCCAACCACACGCCAACGCCGUGGGCCAAUAGCACGUUUAUCUUUGGGAGCUGCAGUGCCAGAGGUUUGUUUCAAGAACCCGAUUUUUUUUAUCGCUUUUGCCGCCUAGUUUUUUGAUCAUUACUAUAUAUUGUUUGUUCGUAUCGUUCGUUCUGUAUUCUUGUUCAAUCCAUUCGCCUAAAUACGUAACUUUAGCAUGUCGACUAAUUUCUUAAAUAUUGUCCGCGUCGCUGAUAGCCUGCGGUACACGUGCGGCACGUGACAAGCUAGUUACAUGACUGAGGAGCAGUUACCACAACCAAAAUGAGAGCAAGUAUGGAGAAUGUGGCGUGCCAGGUGUGAAAAUAUCUAUUCUGGGUCGCUAACACAGACAAGACUCGAUCUGUUUACACGUAAUUGGUAAUCAAUUCUUACCCUCGCAUAUGCAAGUAUCAUGAGCAUAGGAAUCCAUUUCAAUUGCCUGGCCGCUGUGUUGUUGUCGUCGUCGUCUGCCUGCCCAUCUCGUGGUGACCGAGCGGCACCAGACGGAGGUCUGUGGUGCCAUUCACUCGCUCACCGCCAGUCAGUCACCAAAUUAACAGAGGGUUUUUUUUUGGGUUAGAUCGCGUAAAUAUAAAUGUGUCAUUAAACCCACCACCAGCCAAAUAGGUUUGUCACGUAAACAAAACAUUCCAAUUAGCUACUAGUUCACUCUUAAGGAUUAAUCGCCUUAUACCUCGUUCAUCGCUACCAUGGUGACCGUUCCCAUGAACUUCACUCAUUUAUUCCUCCACCUGCGUUGAGGACUCGGUUCUAUAAGACUGACUGCUUCGUAUCAUCCACACUGUGGUCCAACCAUCAGACUGCAGGUCAAAACAACACCUUCACACCCACCCACUGACCAGACUGCAGGUCACAACACUUCCCUCGCACUGCUCCGCUCUGGAAUACCUUCCCAUCAUCUCCAAUCGCGAGUUCGUAUCACCUUUAACCGUUCUAGAAAAGUAUUAACUCUUCCAUUUUAAUAACUCAAAGUGCCGUUUUUUUGCUGGAGUUUUUUUGGGCCUGUUCUCAGCAAAUGUGAUUUUAAAAUAUACACGCCGAUCUAUUCUGGAUCCGUUCCCUGUGAUGGUGCGUGACUGGCCACUGUGGGCCAAUUCUGGGAAGAAAUGUAUUAAUUAAAAAAAACACGGCUCCCGUCAGAACACAGAGCUCCCAACAUCCACUCGGCUGCGACGAGGUGGCGGGGAGAUAGUGGUAAAGCAAGCGUUUGUGAAGCCAUCUGUGCAUAGCUUCGAGUGCCUCCCAGUAUUUUUGCACGGUGGGUUUCCUCUCCGGGGUUCCUCGCACGUGAAGCCAAACUCUCGUUACUUAACGGGAUUGGUCAAACGUCACAAUGUGGCAAGACCCUCGUGACUCAAGUGAGGCUUCUCUGGAUGUAAACAAAUGAAGAGAAUCAAGAAAUACAUGAAAUGAUGACGUUCCUACAAAUCAAAGCAAAUUAAUUCCUGCAGAGAGUCGGGAGUUGUAGUCUCACGUAACGGUUUUUGUUUUAACCAUCGUUUUAACAAGCUGCAGUAGAAGCACAAAGAAUUAAGUGCAUUAUUAGUUGACGUAGCGUGCAGUAAUGCUUGCCACUUGCCGUGUUACAUGUGCAGUAUUUUUAACGUGCUGUAUUCGAAUGUACUAUACUUUUUAAUUAACCUUUUUUUUCUCCGUAUUACGAGAAUAAAUUACACUAACAGAU
Messenger RNA from Lethenteron reissneri (Far Eastern brook lamprey), 7820 nucleotides. Its product is annotated as three prime repair exonuclease 2-like. Gene Ontology annotation, cellular component: cytoplasm. Lineage: Eukaryota; Metazoa; Chordata; Hyperoartia; Petromyzontiformes; Petromyzontidae. Gene Ontology annotation, biological process: DNA catabolic process. Gene Ontology annotation, molecular function: 3'-5'-DNA exonuclease activity; nucleic acid binding. The record is from RefSeq and is a predicted model, not a curated record.